This is a messenger RNA of Cucurbita maxima (winter squash), 2968 nucleotides long. RefSeq names its product scarecrow-like protein 27. Lineage: Eukaryota; Viridiplantae; Streptophyta; Magnoliopsida; Cucurbitales; Cucurbitaceae. Gene Ontology annotation, cellular component: nucleus. Gene Ontology annotation, molecular function: sequence-specific DNA binding; DNA-binding transcription factor activity. Gene Ontology annotation, biological process: regulation of DNA-templated transcription. The record is from RefSeq and is a predicted model, not a curated record. The transcript is spliced from 2 exons. The coding region runs from base 464 to 2647 and encodes 727 amino acids.
AAGAAGAAGAAGAAGAAGAAGAAAGAGAAAAAGUAGAGAAAUGAAGAGAGAGAGAGUGGAGGAGAAGGAGGCGUACGCUUUAUUGCCUUUUUUAUGAUGUACGCAUCCAUGGCAGAACAGAGAAGCCCACAGACCUCUGCUACAACACAAGCCUAGAACAACAACAACAACAAACAAAACAUCCAUCUCUCAAGGGAUAAGAAGAAGAACAACAAACACAGAGCUAUGGAAAUGGAAGGUAGAAGGAAGAGGGGGUUGAGGUGGAGGAAGAAGAGGAAUUUCAAGAACAAUCUCUGAAAUGGGUUUUUGAUAAUGGGAUUUUGGGAUUCAAUGGCAUGCAAAGAAAAAUGGUGGGUUUCAGAUUAAACCCACAAAUUUGUAGUUCUUCUCCUGUUUUCAAACCCUUUGGAGUGUUAUUGUUCUUGAUUUCUUCUUUGGCGGCCUUGUUCUUGCUUCUCUGGGUAUGAGGGGGAUUUCCUUUCAUUUUCAGGGGAAGGGGGACUUGGAAAUUUCAGCCGCGUUAUCUUCUUCUCCGAUUUGCUCUGGUUUUGCAGAAAAGUGGGUUAAAAAGGGGGAAGAACACCAAGAACUCGAAGAACAACAAGAAGGGUUUUCUUAUUUUCUUUUACCCAACAACGAACCCACUUCCGUUCUUCAUAUGAGAAGCCCCAGUCCUCCCACAUCGGUUUCCACUCUCUCUUCUUCCUUUGGCGGUGGCGGUGGCGGUGGCGGUGGUUGUGUUCCUUCACUUCCUCCGGAGACCCCUUCUGUUGAGCCGCUCGCCGGAGCUGGUGUUGGGAACGCCAUUUUUUCUAGUGGAUUGGAAGAUUUGGAGAGUAUGUGGUCGGAAACUGCCGGCCCUGAACAGUCGUUUCUCCGAUGGAUCGCCGGGGAUGUUGAAGAUUCCAGUAUGGGGAGUAAAAACCCCUUUGAUUUCGAUGGCAAUGCCGGUAUCGGAAUUGUCGAACAGGGUUCUGAAUUUGGCCGCGGAGCUGGUAAUGUUCUUGCUAACAUUAAUCCUAAUUUAUCGUUUCCUGUUCCUGCUUGUGGGGGGGCUAAUUACAAGAGUUCUAGUUUGGGGAUGAACAAUCGCCAUGGGAAUUUGAAUCUUCAGAGCCCUAUCUUUAAUGGGUCUCUUGAAAAUGUUGUUGUUCCUGUUUCUGGUUUGAUUCAGCCAUUUGAGCGCCCUGAUGAGAAGCCCCAGAGUUUGAAUGCUGCUCAGGUUUUGUUGAACCAGCACCAGCACCAGCACCCUCAGAAUCCUAGCUUCUUUGUGCCAUUGAUGUUUGGUCAACAAGAACAGCAGCUCCAGCCUCAGCUGAAGAGGCAUAAUUCGAGCGGAGCACUCGACGCGAAUCCCAACGGGCCGAUACCGAUACCGAAUGAGAUUUUGAUGAGGAAUCAUCAGGUGCAGGUGUUGCAGCAGCAGCAGCUUGGUUAUGCACCUGGUUUGCAGUGUCUUCCUCAGCAGAAGGCAAUGUCCCCGAAGCCGAAAGUUGUAGGGCUUGGCGACGAAAUGGCGUAUAACAAUCCCCCACAGCAACAGCAACAUGCUUUGCUCGACCAGCUCUACAAGGCGGCGGAGCUGGUCGGGACUGGGAACUUCUCACACGCGCAAGGGAUAUUGGCGCGGCUCAAUCACCAGCUCUCACCUGUUGGAAAGCCCCUUCAAAGGGCUGCUUUCUACUUCAAGGAGGCUCUUCAAUUGCUCCUCCUUAUGAACAACCCGGUUAAUCCUCCUCCACCUCGCUGCCCUACACCGGUCGAUGUGAUCUUCAAGAUGGGUGCUUACAAGGUGUUUUCCGAAAUCUCCCCACUUGUUCAGUUUGUGAAUUUCACCUGCAAUCAGGCACUGCUCGAGGCUCUCGACGACGUUGGUCGAAUUCACAUUGUAGAUUUUGAUAUUGGUUUUGGAGCACAAUGGGCUUCUUUUAUGCAGGAACUGUCCUUGAGGAACCAGGGUGCAUCACUCAAAAUUACUGCUUUUGCCUCUCCCUCGACUCAUCAUCCGAUCGAACUCGGGCUAAUGCGCGAAAAUCUCACUCAAUUUGCUAAUGACAUUGGGAUAAGUUUCGAGUUCGAUAUGAUCAACUUCGAUUCCUUGAACCAGAACUCCUUUUCGUUGCCAUUUUCUCGAGCAAACGAAAACGAGGCUAUUGCAGUAAACUUCCCUCUAUGUUCGACAUCGAAUCAACCAGCAUUGCUUCCAUCUCUCCUCCGUUUCAUCAAACAACUCUCACCGAAACUUGUUGUUUCACUUGACCGAGGGUGCGAUCGAAGUGACCUCCCAUUUCCUCAGCAUAUGCUUCAGGCACUUCAGUCCUACAUUAACCUCCUGGAAUCUCUGGAUGCUAUUAAUAUGAACUCGGACGCUGUGAACAAGAUCGAGAGGUUUCUUUUGCAACCGAGAAUCGAAAGCACUGUUCUGGGGCGGCUUCGAGCGCCUGAAAGAAUGCCCCUUUGGAAAACACUCUUUGCCUCUGCUGGCUUUACACCAGUAAACUUCAGCAACUUCACUGAAACUCAAGCAGAAUGUGUAGCAAAGAGAACUUCUGUGAGGGGAUUUCACGUCGAGAAACGCCAGGCUUCCCUAGUUUUAUGCUGGCAGCGUCGGGAGCUCAUCUCCGCUUCGGCCUGGAGAUGUUGAAAGCUCGGGUUCUUAUCAACUACUCUUAUUAUGCCAGAGGUACUGAUGAAGAAGCCACAUGGGUGAGUGAAUUGUUUACUCAUAUGUUCUUAGGUAUGCCAUUUUGGAGGCUUCCAAACAUGGCCUAAUUCUUAAAGCUUGAGGGGCAGUUCUUAGCAAUGAGAUUAUAUUAUAAUGAGUAUCAAUAAACAAACAAACAACUUUAUUAUUGAAGGGAACAUGCUAUGUUUGGACAGUCACAAAGAUUAAUUACUCGUAUUAUAAUGCCCCGAUUUGUUAGAUUUCUAUACUGUAAUUAUAAUUUCUAUAUGGGUUCGGUCU